AUGGCCGCCGUCGUGGCCACUCGCCGCCCCAGGCACGGCGCUCGCACAAUCUUGGCCACGGCUGCGACACUCGCUCCCUUUCUCUACCCCUCUCUCCUCUUGCCUACGCCCACCCGGGCCGCCGGCCUCGUCACGGCAGCCCAGGCAGCAGCAUCCGCCGUGUCACCAUCACCACGUCGCGCCGCCGCCGUCCCGGCCGUCCACGCGCGCCAUCCAUGCCAACGCCGCUUCACGAGCACGACAACAACCGCUGCUGACCACCCCAUUGACACCGCGUCUUCAUCGUCCAUCAUCCGUAACGACCUGCCCGAGUCCCGCCUGAAUCCCGCGCCCGACGACUACGCCGCGCCCACCUUUGCCGACCGCGCCGAGCUCACACUCUACGCCGGCCGUGGCGGCAACGGCUGCGUCUCCUUCCUCCGCGAGGCUUACCUCCCCGACGGCCCCCCCAAUGGCGGCGAUGGCGGUGCCGGCGGCAACAUCUACAUCCAGGCCGCCCAUGGUGAGACCUCGCUCCACAAGAUUGCCCGCCGCCGCUUCAUCCGCGCCGGACGCGGCCGCCACGGGCAGGGCAGCGCCAAGAGCGGAACUCGCGGUGAGGACAUCGUCAUCACCGUCCCCGUCGGCACCGUCAUCCGCGAGCUCGAGCGGACCGACCCCGUGGCUGACGAGGCGCUGAGCGUGAAGCUGUAUCGCGCCGAGAUGAAGGCGAGACGCCGCCGGGAGAUUGAGAUUGAGGAUGAGGAGCGCCGCCAGAGAAAGCUCGAGCGCCUGCGCCAAGAAAAGCUUGCGGAGGAGGGGGCGGCGGCGGUCGUGGACGGAGAAGAGGUGGAAGACGACCCGCUCGCGGAGACGGACGAGUGGGAAGAGGACCUGAGCAGCCGCGCGCACGCCCGCAUGGCCAGGUAUGACCAACUUAUGGAGGAGGAAGCGGCCGAGGAGGACGAGAUCGAGGACCCUCAACGCCACAAGUGGCUUCUCUACCCCGGCAUGAGCAAGACGGACGCCAAGUCGGCCUCAUUCCCGCGAAUGCCUCGGCGCACCCGCCUGCUCUCGCAGCCGCCCGCGCCUAUCCAGCUAGACCUAUCGCGGCCGACACCGCGGCCGAUCCUGCUCGCGGCCGGCGGCGUCGGCGGACUGGGCAACGCGCACUUUUGCUCGCGCGAGCACCCGCGGCCCGUCUUCGCCACGCGCGGCGACGACGCCGUCACCCUGCGCGUCUCGCUCGAGCUCAAGCUGCUCGCCGACGUCGGCCUCGUCGGCCUGCCCAACGCGGGCAAGAGCACGCUGCUGCGCGCGCUGACCAACAGCCGCGCGCGCGUCGGCAGCUGGGCGUUCACGACGCUCCAGCCCAACAUCGGCACCAUCGUGCUCGACAAGUACUCGGGGCGACCCAUAGUGCCGGGAACGGCAGUGGCGGAGGAGGAGGAGGAUGACGUGCGCGCGCGGACUCGGUUCACGGUCGCGGACAUCCCGGGCCUCAUCGAGGGCGCGCACCUCGAUCGCGGCCUCGGCAUCGCCUUCCUGCGGCACGUUGAGCGCGCCGGCGUGCUCGCCUUCGUCGUCGACCUCGCCGCCGGGGACGCCGUCGCCGCGCUGCAGGCCCUCUGGCGCGAGGUCGCCCUCUACGCCGCCAUGCGCGACGAGGAGGAGCGCGCCCGCGCCGCCAUCCGCUGGGACGACGAUCACAACGGCGCCGCGCCGGACCCCUUCUCCGGCGGCGGCGGGCCCGUCAACCUCGAGACCCUCCCCGACGCCGAACCGUCGUCGACGACGACGACGACGACGACGGCGGCUGCAACCGCCGGCAAGCCCUGGUUCGUCGUCGCCACAAAAGCCGACAAGCCCGAGACGCGCGCCAACUUUGCCGCCCUCAAGGCGUACCUCGAGGAAGUCACGGCGGGCGAGGCGCCGCACCCGAGCGGCCUCGGCGACGGCGCGUGGACGAAGCGCUGCGCGGCGAUUCCCGUCAGCGCCAUCCAUGGCCAGGGCGUAGAUCGGGUCGUCCGUUGGAUGGUCGGGCUGCUCGGCGAGCAUCGGUAA
Messenger RNA from Cordyceps fumosorosea ARSEF 2679, 2043 nucleotides. Its product is annotated as GTP-binding protein Obg. The transcript has a single exon. The coding region runs from base 1 to 2043 and encodes 680 amino acids. The record is from RefSeq and is a predicted model, not a curated record. Gene Ontology annotation, cellular component: mitochondrion. NCBI's taxonomy places the organism in Eukaryota, Fungi, Ascomycota, Sordariomycetes, Hypocreales, Cordycipitaceae. Gene Ontology annotation, molecular function: GTPase activity; GTP binding.